Juglans microcarpa x Juglans regia is the source of this 3195-nucleotide messenger RNA. Its product is annotated as large proline-rich protein BAG6-like. Lineage: Eukaryota; Viridiplantae; Streptophyta; Magnoliopsida; Fagales; Juglandaceae. Gene Ontology annotation, cellular component: BAT3 complex. Gene Ontology annotation, molecular function: polyubiquitin modification-dependent protein binding; misfolded protein binding. The record is from RefSeq and is a predicted model, not a curated record.
AGGGGCCGGACUGCCAAACCUCCCUGCUUUUGUGCUCGAACCUUGCAAGCCCAAGGAAGCUCGUCUUGCUUACACAUCAAGUUAUCCCCUUUAUUGGCGAUCAAAAUAAAUUACAGCCCUUCUCAUACUGCGCUCGUCUCCGCUCUCCGAUUAAUUUCCCGGCCGUCCACAUCGACAAGUUUCUGUUGAUAUAGCAUGGCAAAUCAAUUCUCUAAUGAAGGUUCCAGUACUGCAAAAGUUUCAGGGGAAAGCUCAGACUUGACUGUUCAGCUCAACAUCAAGACACUUGAUUCCCGGAUUUACAGUUUCCAAGUGGACAAAAAUAUGCCUGUUUCAUCAUUCAAGGAAAAAAUAGCUAAUGAAAUUGGCGUCCCAGUUGGUCAGCAAAGGUUGAUUUUCAGGGGAAGGGUCUUAAAGGAUGACCAUCUUCUUUCUGAGUAUCAUGUGGAGAAUGGGCAUACAUUGCAUUUAGUAGAGAGGCAACCAGCACAGGUGCAACCGUCAUCUGGUGCUGGUUCUGGAGAGACAGCUGGGAGUAAUGGAAGUGAUGCCAGUAUUGGCAACCCCCGUAAUCGCGUGGGGCAAAUCUCACACAGUGUAGUUCUUGGAACCUUUAAUGUUGGGGAUCAAGGUGAAGGAGUUGUACCUGACCUUUCUCGGGUUAUUGGGGCAGUUCUGAAUUCUAUAGGAGUUGGUGGCCAGCCUACAAGUGUUGGCACUGGCGGCACACAUACUUCUACUUUGCCAAAUGCUCCCAGUCAGGCUCCUCGAGGAAAUGAAACAGAAGGUUUACGUGGUAAUGUUGGAAUUCAGACUCAAACAGGAAAUCAAGUGCAGUCUGGACAGGCAUUUUCUGGGCAACCAUUCCAAUCUGUACAUCAAGUUGUGCAAAUCCCUCUGGCUGCAGCAGCAGUACCUGUUCCUUCCGUUCAUCCUAUUCCUGAUUCUUUGAGUACACUUUCUGAGUUUAUGAAUCGCAUGGAGCAAACACUAUCACAAAGUGGAUACCAGCCGAAUUCAUCUUCAAUAAAUGCUGGUGAUCUCCCGAGGGUGGAAUUACCCUCCAGUGCCCAUGGGUUGCAUACUCCUGAAGCAUUGAGCAUUGUGCUGCGUCGUGCACAACGUCUUCUCAGUGGUCAUGCAGUUGCUGCACUAUCUCAUACUGCAGGAUCCUUGGAGCAAGAGGGAUCUUCUUCUGAUUCCACCACAAGGGGCCAGAUACAGACAGAAUCAAUGCGAUUAGGUCUUGCAAUGCAACAUUUAGGUGCUUUGCUUCUUGAGCUUGGUCGCACAAUUUUGACUCUGCGGAUGGGACAGUCUCCUACAGAAUAUAUUUUGAAUGCUGGACCUGCAGUUUACAUAUCUCCAUCUGGGCCUAAUCCUAUAAUGGUUCAGCCCUUUCCUCUUCAAACCAGCUCUCUCUUUGGUGGUUCUGUUCCUCAAUCAAAUCCUAUGGCUUUUGGUCCUGUUGGUAUAGGGAGUGCUCCAAGGCACAUAAACAUUCAUAUACAUGCUGGUACUUCGCUUGCACCAAUUGUUUCUGCGGUUGGUACAAGGGCCAGUAAUGCCGAAGGAAUGCAGGGAGAACGUCGUAAUGGUGCUGGUUCUGGUGAUUCAGGUGCAACAAGGGUGCUACCUAUGAGAAAUGUAAUUGCAACCACUGUCCCAUCACGACCUAGUGGUGUUGCAAGUUCUGGGGUAGCACAGCCUGGCCUUGGUGUUUCUGUUGCAGAGCCACCUUCUGACUCUGUUUCACUACCAUCUAUAUCUGAAGUUAAUUCACGACUUAGGAAUUUUUUUGGUAACUUGCAAGGAGAUGGCAUGGUUUCAUCAGGUGGCCAAACAGAAUCAACUGUUCAAAGUUCUUCUGUUGCUACUGCAAGUAAUGAUGUGGGGAAUGAACAGAAAAACACCACGACAUUCAGCUCGGUCAAAAGAGUUGGGGAAUCUGGGGCAUCCAUACCUGGGUGCACAACUGAAAGUGAAGGUCAGAAGCUCGACCAAUUGAGUAAUAGCGAUGCUUUAAGUGGAGGAACUGCAGCCAAGUCUGAAGAUUUUCAGGGCAAUGCUCUGGGAUCUGACCAGAAACAUGAGGGUGCCAAAGCUGCUCCACUAGGUUUAGGGCUGGGAGGUCUGGAACUUAAGAGGCGAGGUAUACAGCAAAAGUCGAAGGUUGUUGGUGGUGAUGGUGGAACUACCAGCACUUCUUCUGAUCAAAAUCAGCAGAUGAGAACAAGCAGCCAACAGAUUUUGCAAACUCUAGGAUCUCGUAGCUCUGUUGUAAAUAGUGUGAAUGCGAAUGAGCGGUCCCAGCAACCACCCCCUGCAGUUGAUAUUGCAAGUCUUAUGUCUCAGGUCCUGCAAACUCCUGCUUUGAAUGGUUUGUUGGCUGGUGUUUCAGAGCAAACUGGGGUUGGCUCUCCUGAUUUUUUGAGAAAUACGCUGCAACAGCUCACUCAGAGCCCACAGAUGAGGAAUGCAGUUGGUCAAAUUGUUCAACAGGUUGAUAGCCAAGAUCUUGGAAACAUGUUUGCAGGGCUUGGAAGAGGCCAGGGCGGUGGCCUUGAUUUGUCUAGGAUGUUCCAACAGAUGAUGCCGAUAGUAUCCCAAGCCCUCAGUGGUGGAAACCCCCCUCAGCUUUUUCCUCCCAUGGAAACCGAACCCCAAUCACAGUAUAAUGAGCUGAAUCUGAGCAGUGAUGACAAACAACAUGAACAAAACUUACAGACCAACCUCCAACAACUGGCUCAGCAGAUUGAACAACUGAAUCCACCCGAAAAUAUUUUCCAUUCUGUAGUCGAAAAUGCAGUUAUGUUAUCUGGCAGCGGAAGUGGUUCGGAAGAGCUUGUUGAUGAACUGUGGGGCGAUGAAGGCCUUGCUAAUGAAUAUAUGGAGAUGUUACGGCGAGAUAUUCAUCGACGACUUCAGGGUGAGUCUGGGCAGGAUAACUGCUAAACAGAGCCCCGAAGCCCAAGUGGGCAUGUUUGUGACUCUAAUGAGUUAUCAUUAUGAGCAUUAUGACGGGGGUUAUUAUUCACUUGGCCAGGGCUUUUCAGUUUGUUUUACAGUUACUCAGUGUCCUUGUACAUUGUAGGUUUGCGGCAUGUUCUGCUUUUUAGUUAUAGGUGGUAUGCGUGUUACAGGCCCACUUCUUGUCUGAUUCAGUGUAUAAAAAUUAUUAUCACUUAUCAGAAA